Molecule: messenger RNA, 939 nt
Organism: Ostrinia furnacalis (Asian corn borer)
Lineage: Eukaryota; Metazoa; Arthropoda; Insecta; Lepidoptera; Crambidae
Exons: 1
Source: RefSeq, a predicted model, not a curated record
AUGCUUAAUUUACAACCUCCUCCUCCAUUUUAUUUUGAAAAUGACCUUUUGAGUGUAACGUCCGGAAAUUUGAAUAGACAGUGGACGAAAUGGAAAAGUGCGUUUUCAAUCUACUUCAAAGCUUGCCAAUUGGAUACUAAGCCUGAUGAUGUUCAAGUGAGUAUUUUACUUCACAUAAUUGGUGAAAAGUGCCGCGACGUUUAUGAGCAGUUCGGAGAUGAGAGACCUAAAUCUGUGAAGGUAUUAUUGGAGAAGUUUGAUUUAUUUUUCUUGCCGAAGAAAAACCUAAUGAUUGAACGACACAGAUUUUUUACACGUAAUCAGCUAGAAAACGAAAGUGUAGAACAAUACGUUUUCGAGUUGAACAAGCUAGCGGCCACUUGCGAGUUGAAGGAUCUCAAGGAUGAACUCAUCAAGGAUAGGCUUAUAUGUGGGCUAAGAGAGGAUGCCUUAAGAGAACGGCUUUUGAGAGAAUCUGAACUCACACUAAAGAAAGCAUUGGACAUAUGUCGGAUUGCAGAAAUGUCUCGGGCGCAAGCGGGAAAAAUAAAAACGGAGCAGGAGGACGGGGGAUACCAAGAGAGGAAUGUUCAUCAGAUCGAAGAGGAAAUACACAUGGUUCAGCAGCGGGGGCGCAGAGCGAGUUAUAACGGUCAAGUUUGCCCUUGCCAGGCGGCGAGCGGCGCCCGCGCUCGUACCGCGCAGUCACAGGGAAACAAAAUCCGUCCAGCGAUGACGUCAUCGGAUUCAAACAGACAACCGUAUCGUGCAGUGCGUACGUCUACCUCAAAGUGUAAAUAUUGUGGAUUAAGUCACGAAAAUGAUAAAGUAAGGUGUCCAGCAUACGGCCAGCGGUGCAAUAAGUGCAAUAAGCCUAAUCAUUUUGCGAGAAUGUUUCGUGGGCGGGUGUAUACGAUACGGGAGGAUAAUUCGGACCAG